Molecule: messenger RNA, 1308 nt
Organism: Klebsormidium nitens
Lineage: Eukaryota; Viridiplantae; Streptophyta; Klebsormidiophyceae; Klebsormidiales; Klebsormidiaceae
Source: the annotation of a GenBank genome assembly
AUGGCGCUGAAAGCGGAGCAACCUGUCAAUCUGAUAGCCGUGCUUCAGUCUGUCACACUUCAUGCGAAGGACACCCUUCAAGAGGUCUACUUAUCGUUGGACUUCAGCGAGAAGGAAGCGAAAAACAUUGAUUGGAAGCGCGUUCUUGUCAUGCUCCAGGAAUGCAAGGAGCUGGUGGUGUUGCACAUAUUCCUGUGGGAGAGCAGGUGGCACAGCCCUGCCGUCAUCCUGAAUCGCUUGGGUUUAACAAAGCCCUUUGCAAAUCUUCGAGAUCUGUCUUUGUUUGGGUUUGCUAUUCCGAACACUGAGAUUGCUUCUUUCUUCGAGUCCUUCUCCAGUCUCAAGACAUUAGAACUUCACCAUCUUGAGGGUCAGGACUAUGAGCUGAGCUCUGUGAUUGAAGCCGUUGCAUGGGGUAGUCAAAUAGUCGGUCUGGGCGUCAAGAGCACGGUGGUGCCGAGAAGCUUGGAGUUAGUAGUGGGUCUCCUGGAUAGCAAGAGCAGUGACGUCAGCGAGAAGGCUUUGGAUAUGCUUGCAGAACUCUUAUACGAAGGGAAUUCUGAGGAAGAAAUAAAAGUUGCCAUCGGCAGAGUUCCAGGGUGCUUGCAAAAGCUGGUAGGUCUUCUCGAAAAGCAAGAGGAAUCAGCACAGGGAGGACUUGCUCUCAUCAUCCUUGACAAUCUAGCGAUGCAGCGGCAAAAUUGCAUACCAAUAGCGUCUUGUCCCAGGAGCCUGCAGUGGUUGCUUGCGUUCUUUGGAAGUGAGUGCAAGACCGUGCGAUGGACAGCCGCAUCCACUUUGGGGAGUCUGGCAGAUGAGUACAGAGUCAACGAGCUUGCGGUCCAGCUGGCUCCUGCCAUCCUGCAGGGACUUGUGAAUCUCCUGGAUGAUGAAAGGUGCUUUGAAGGGUUGGUGAAUCUGUUAGGCAGUUCAAGCAUCGCAACUCGGGAAAAAGCGGCAUGGGCGUUGAGCACCCUGGCAGAAGACAGCAGAUCGGCCGAAAGCAUCACAGCGGUGCCUGGAUUUUGGCAGAAGGCCGUGAAGUGCUUGGAUCCAAAAGAGGGUGCUGGUUCAGAGUGGACUCAAGACAUGCAAGAGGAUGUGAUUAUCUUGCUUAGGUACGUCAAGGCUGAGGCCGGGGUGAUGGAGGCGAUCGCCUCUAUUCCUGGUUCCUUGCAGGAGGCUCCAUUGAAGUGGCUAACUGUCAAGCAGAUAGUGCAGCAAGUAAACAGAACCAGUGUGAUUAGUUGGUCGACGCUGCGCCCCGCAAUCUCGUCCGAGUCCCUGGCUGUCAAUAAGUGGCUUUAA